CGGAUGUUUCAUCAACAACACGGCUCCUGAUUCAACCACAUCGGUAGCUUGCUAGCCAACAUAAAACUGAAACAUUGAAUCUCUGAAUAAUUGUAUAACUACACGAAUCCCAGAGUUUUAAACACAGCGCUGUUAAUGUAUGUAUGUACUAGUUGAUUUAAACUUAAUUCGCUUGCUAAAUUUGCUACGGAGCCUACUAGCACCAGGGUAGUCGAUAAUGCUAGCUAGCUAACAUCCCCGACCAUGAACUCACAAAGUUACUCCCCCCCUGCUGAAGAAGAGGUCUGCUGGAUGGAGAAACAAGCUCUUAGGCUGAACGUUGUCGUAAAAGAGGAAGAUGGUGAUAUUACAGUGAAAGGAGAGGAAGAAACAUUCAGAAUGAAAAAAUAUAAAAUGGAGGCUAUCACGUUGAAAGAAGAAGAGGAUGUUGAAGUGAAAGAAGAGAAAAUACCGUUUGUUGUGAAAAAGGAAGAGGGGAUCGAGGCUGUCACAUUGAAAGAAGAGGAGACUGAAUAUCUGAUUAACACAAAGCCAAAAACGAGGCAAUAUGCUCCUUUCUGGCCCUCCCAGAGCUCUACAUUGAAAGAGGACAUCAGAAAGAUACAGGAAGGAUCUAGCGUUGCACCCGUGAGUCCCAGACAGUUUGGUGGUGAUGAUGAUGACGACGCCAUUCAAUGGAACGGAGAACGGGACAUGAAGGAUUGGUUUCCUAGCAACAGACUGGAGGCGGAGUCGGCUCCAGAGAAGCACAAGCCAGUGCAGAGGGAGGGUGGUAACACAUCUCUCCCACACCCCUCCCUUGUCCCCGAGUCCUCGGGUCGUGCCUCUCUCGGUAGUGCCUUAAUGUGGGGUCUGAAGAGGGUGUCUGUGCGGCUGGUGGACUGCAGGAAAACAACGGGGCUGAGUGGAACUGUGAGAGGAGGAGAAGAGGGUGAUUCAAUGGCAUCAAGUAAGAACAACGGUGUGUGAUUAGAUUGGAUUAGACCAGGGGUUCCCAAACU
Messenger RNA from Oncorhynchus keta (chum salmon), 1001 nucleotides. RefSeq lists its product as uncharacterized. Bases 244 to 969 code for a protein of 241 amino acids. The transcript has 3 exons. The record is from RefSeq and is a predicted model, not a curated record. Lineage: Eukaryota; Metazoa; Chordata; Actinopteri; Salmoniformes; Salmonidae.